AUGAAACUUUUUUUAAUUCUCCUAAUUCUCAGUUUUUCUGCCACAAUCGUUCAUUGUGGUGUCUUCAGCGCCGUUUAUAAUUUCUUCCAAAAACAUUACAAACAAAAAAGCCUUUGGACGAACGACCAAAAUACCCUGAACGACACUUAUGACUUCAUAAUAGUCGGAGCUGGAUCCGCAGGAGCUGUUGUCGCUUCUCGUUUAAGCGAAAAUUCCCAAUGGAACAUCCUUUUACUUGAAGCUGGCGAUGAAGAGUCUUUCCUCAUGGAUAUUCCACAAAAUGUUCAUUUGUUGCAAUUCACGGGCAUCAAUUGGGACUACAAAACGGAACCGAGUGACAGUUACUGCUUGGGCAUGGUGAACAAUCAAUGCCGAUAUCCACGUGGCAAAGUAAUGGGCGGCUCAAGUGUUCUCAAUUACAUGAUUUACACGCGCGGAAAUCGCAAUGAUUACAAUAAUUGGGCGAAAAAGGGAUGCGAUUCGUGGGAUUACAAGAGCAUCUUGCAGUAUUUCAAAAAAAUCGAAGACACCGAUGUCACUGGGGCCUUUUCUGACUUUCGAGGACGCGGCGGAAACAUCGGAUUAACGAAAAAUUUUUGGAGAACUUCCGUUUCGGACGUUUUUUGUGACGCAGCAAAGGAAUUGGGAUACUCAUCGGUGGAUUACAACGGACCGACACAGAUUGGCGUGUCAUAUGUCGAAAGUAACAUCAAAAACGGACAUCGACACAGCUCGAAUUUUGCAUAUUUGUAUCCAGCGAGACAUCGAACGAACUUGCAUGUCAAGAAAAAAAGUCAUGUGACGCGAUUAUUGAUAAAUGCGAGAACGAAAAUCGUUGAAGGCGUCGAAUUUUUGCAUAAAAACGAAUUAAAACGAGUUUAUGCAACGAAAGAAGUAAUUGUCUCGGCUGGCGCGAUAAAUUCCCCGCAACUUUUGAUGUUAUCCGGUAUUGGACCAGCUGAGCAUUUAAAGGAAGUUGGCAUCAAACCCAUUUUAGAUCUUCCUGUCGGUCAUAAUUUGAUGGAUCAUUUGACGCCGUUGAUAGUUAUUUCGUGUGACACUUGUAAAAAUCCCUUUUCCGACUAUUCAGGCGCCUUUGGACACUUGAUUAACUUUUUCGACAACCAAACAGGACCAAUUUUCAAUCCAGGCGGUUGUGAGUCGCUCCUUUUCUACGAUUCCGCCCACACCGACACUCGUCGCCCAUCUAUAAAUGCCGUGCCGGACUUGGAAUUGCUCCAAACUGCUGGGGGAAUUAAUUUUAUUAUCUCAUCAAACAUGGGUUUGAAACGUGACAUCAUCUACAACAUGUACCGCUAUUCCGGCGAUGUGCGAGAUCGGCAUACAUUCAUGGUGUUGCCGAUGGUUUUGCGUCCACGAAGUCGUGGUAGGAUUUAUUUACGUGACGCUGAUCCGUUAUCGACACCAAAAAUUAUACCCAAUUACUUUGCUGAUCCCUACGAUAUGGCGAUUGCACUGCGAGGCAUCCGAAAAGUGCAAGAAAUGCUAAAAACACAUGCAAUGCGAGCGAUUGGAGCGAAGAUAGUGGAUUUAAAAGUGCCGGGAUGUCGUCAUUUGGAAUUCGACACAAACAGUUAUUGGGAAUGUUAUUUCAGACAUUUGACAUUUACGAUCUAUCACUAUAGCGGCACGUGCAAAAUGGGACGAGAUGCCACUUCGGUGGUGACACCACGCUUGAUUGUCCGUGGAAUGCGAAAUUUGCGAGUAGUUGAUGCCAGUAUCAUGCCCGAGAUUGUAUCAGGUGAGCCAAUAAUGAGGUAG
Molecule: messenger RNA, 1782 nt
Organism: Culicoides brevitarsis
Lineage: Eukaryota; Metazoa; Arthropoda; Insecta; Diptera; Ceratopogonidae
Product: glucose dehydrogenase [FAD, quinone]-like
Exons: 1
Coding region: 1-1782 (593 amino acids)
Molecular function (GO): oxidoreductase activity, acting on CH-OH group of donors; flavin adenine dinucleotide binding
Source: RefSeq, a predicted model, not a curated record